UGGCAUGAUGGGCUAUACUCUAGGAUUCUUGGGUGCUGGUGCUAAUGGACUACAAGGCGGAAACAUUAUCGUUACUUACAAUGACGCUACUACACAAACAUUUCAAUUAACAUUUAAUGAUUGGUAUGGAAAUGCACCCACAAGUGGAACAGAAACACUAGCGACGACAAUUUGGGAUCAGUGCAGUGGUGGUUCAUGUACUUCGGCAAAUCAUAACGUCAGCAUUUAUUUUUCAGCAUUUACAAUUGAUCCAACAAAAACAAUUCAGUCAAUUACAUUGCCGGUUAAUUCAAAUCUACAUAUAUUUGCAAUCGGUACAAAUCCAAUUGAAACAUCAUGCACAGACGGAAGGUAG
This is a messenger RNA of Didymodactylos carnosus, 355 nucleotides long. NCBI's taxonomy places the organism in Eukaryota, Metazoa, Rotifera, Eurotatoria, Philodinida, Philodinidae. The record is from the annotation of a GenBank genome assembly.